Messenger RNA from Meyerozyma guilliermondii ATCC 6260, 975 nucleotides. RefSeq lists its product as uncharacterized. The coding region runs from base 1 to 975 and encodes 324 amino acids. The record is from RefSeq and is a predicted model, not a curated record. NCBI's taxonomy places the organism in Eukaryota, Fungi, Ascomycota, Pichiomycetes, Serinales, Debaryomycetaceae. The transcript has a single exon.
AUGGCUCCGACUAAGAAGAAGCAGGGUAAAAAGCACGCCACAAGAAAGCCUGAAAAGGACAAAAAGGAGCCUCAAGAACUUAAAGGUUCUAAAGAGGAACCAAAAGAGGACGUGGAGGAAGAAUAUGACGAGGAAGAAGACGAUGAUUACGAUCCUUCAAAAAAGGCAGACGAUGCCGAAGAUGACGAAAGUGGCGACGAGGAUGUUGAGAAAGUCCCCGAUUACUCGAAUAUUCAGGCUACUGUAUCUUCUGUGAGAACGCGACGCCAGCGUGAUCAAGGCUAUAGCGCGGACAAACACCAGGAGACUUCUCUUAAACGUCACAAAGAAGGCGUGAGCUUCGAUGUAGAUAAUCUCUUUGAAGAGUUAAGGCUGGGAAGGGCCAAGGCCGAAGUUAAUUUGGAAUGGCGAAGUACAGUUGAGGAUCCUGAAAAACUUGCUGCGGAAGAUAAAGCGAAGCAUGAACCAUCGGUAGAGGAAUCGCAUGGAGACGACACUGAGAAAAUCAAAAUACAAACGUCAUAUACAUUUGCUGGCAAGGUUGUGACGGAAUCAAAGUUAGUGGACGCCAACUCUGCAGAGGCAAAAGCCUAUAUGAACUCCACCAGUUUCCUGUCGCAAAUCGACGAUUCUGGUAAUAAGAUUCCUCGGGCAUUUGUUCCUAUUUUACGGCAAAUCCCUGGAACCAACGAACCCACGGAGUUGCGUAUUAAAUUGAAGAGACCAUCGUUGAUCGACAAGUUCUUGAGCUCACAGGGAAAAAAGCUGAAAUUGUCCACGUUGGAGAAAUCCAGGCUUGACUGGGCCAGUUUUGUCGAUAAACGGAAGAUCAAAGACGACCUUAAACUUCAUAACAAGGCCGGUUACUUGGACAAGCAAGACUUUCUUGGUCGUGUCGAGAGCAAAAGAGACAAGCACUACGUGGAGGCACGAGAAGCCGAACGCCAGCGCCAAUGGAAACUUAAUAACACUUAG